Messenger RNA from Diachasma alloeum, 2217 nucleotides. RefSeq names its product protein krasavietz (gene kra). The record is from RefSeq and is a predicted model, not a curated record. Gene Ontology annotation, molecular function: protein binding. The transcript is spliced from 3 exons. Bases 193 to 1455 code for a protein of 420 amino acids. Gene Ontology annotation, cellular component: cytoplasm; membrane. Lineage: Eukaryota; Metazoa; Arthropoda; Insecta; Hymenoptera; Braconidae.
AGGAAAGAUAUUGUGUUGGCGAACUGUACAUCCCUUUCCGUUUCCAUUUUAUUAUUUCUUCUCGCCUCGCUGACCCCAAGUGCCCACAGUCCUCCACUCCUCCUUGGAACACCUCGCGUUGCCCCCUCGUAAUUCUACACCUGCACAGGAGCCGUUAUUGUCGAUUAAUACGUGCAACAGAAAGGUUAUUGUAUGAGUCAGAAAAUUGAAAAGCCAGUACUAUCAGGUCAACGUAUAAAGACCAGAAAGAGAGAUGAAAAAGAAAAAUAUGAUCCAACUGGAUUCAGAGAUGCCAUUCUACUGGGUUUGGAAAAGGCUGGUAACGAUCUAGAGGCGGUUUCCAAGUAUCUCGACACCGCAGGUUCAAAACUCGACUAUCGUCGUUAUGGUGAAGCAUUAUUUGACAUUCUCAUUGCCGGGGGUCUCCUUGUACCGGGCGGCUCCAUUGCUUCAGACGGUGAUAAACUUGUCAAGACUAAAGCCUGUGUAUUCGAACAACCAGAGGACAUGGAGUCGUUGAAGAAUUAUGAACAAGUUUUUAUAAAGUUGAUGCGUCGUUACAAAUACUUGGAGAAAAUGUUCGAGGAGGAGAUGAAAAAAGUACUAGUAUUUAUCAAGGGCUUCAGCCCUCAAGAGAGGAAAAAAUUGGCUAGGAUGACAGCUCUGUGGAUAUCAAAUGGUUCAGUUCCACCAACUGUUCUCUCUGUACUCAUUAAUGAACAUCUCGUUAAAGAUAAUCUUGCCCUUGACUUUCUUCUCGAAGUAUUUGUAACAUGGAAAAAUGAGAAAGGAUUACCAAGUUUAAUGACUGCACUGAAGCGUGGUGGGAUUGAAGGUAAAAUGAUGGAAUUUGUACCGCCUAAUAAGAGGACUGAAGAGUAUUUCCGUUCAACUUUUGAGACGGUCGGACUGGCUGAUAUCGUUAAACUCCACAAAGCUCAGGCAAGUCAAGAAGCAAAGCGUGAUCUCCAACAGCUUCUUAUUGAUGACUUGGCUGAUAAUCGACCCAUCAAAGACAUUGUCCUUGAUCUCAAAGAAAUGGCAGUCAAGAGUUGUAUUCCCGAACACGAAGUCAUAGGUCUCAUUUGGGGAGUUGUUAUGAGCCAAGCUGAAUGGAAUAAGAAGGAAGAACUCGUUGCUGAACAAGCCCUUAAGCAUUUGAAAAUUUAUACACCACUUUUCGGCGCAUUCACUACCACUGCCAGAUCCGAACUCGCUCUUAUACUCAAGGUUCAAGAGUUUUGCUAUGAGAAUAUGAAUUUCAUGAAAGUCUUCCAAAAAAUUGUCCUGCUCUUCUACAAAAAGGACGUUAUUUCGGAGGCGGUAAUAAUGAAGUGGUACAAGGAGGGACAUUCGCUCAAAGGCAAAAUGCUGUUUUUGGACCAAAUGAAAAAAUUCGUCGAGUGGCUGCAAAAUGCCGAGGAGGAAUCUGAAUCGGGUGAAGACGAAGACUAAAGUAGGUUCUUCUUCACCUCUCCCCCUCAUUCCUACUACUUAACAAUGUGAAUCUAAAGAGAGACAAUUUAUCAUUAAAACAAAAAAUAAUGCUAAUAAAUUGUGCGAUGCGAGCAAGCGAAAGAAAACAUUUUUUUUUUUUCAAUUGAAUGAUGAAAAUUUUCGUUGUCUUCAUUUUCAAAAUGAUGAAUUUCAGCAUUCUCCUCUCUAGAUACCUCCAAGAGUGCAUAUUUCGAUACAAAUAAUGAUUUUAAAAAAUGUCAAAAUAAUCCUGUCCGAAAUUUGUUUCAAAAUGAGUAAUUGCCGACGGAAAAUCAAUAAAAAACAAAUAAUUGACAAGUAUGCAUGGGUGAUGGGUGAAUUAAUUAAAGAGUAAAUAAAACAAAAAAAUAAAUGAGUAAAUAGAAAAAAUGCCAAUUGUACAAUUACACAAUUCCCUAACAGAAAAUACUGUGAACAAUAAAAAAAAAUGAAGAUAACAACUGAAAUUGUAUACAUACACGAGUAAUAAAUUAAAUCAAUUUACAAAAACGAGGACUAAAUUGAUUACGAAUGGCAGAAAAGCAUUAUGUGAAACCACAGUAUGAUCAUUUUCCCGCGCCAAUAUCAAUUGUAAAUUUUUCACAUAACAACAACAAUAAUAAUAAUAAUAACAACAAUUAUUAUAAUGAUAAUAAUAAGAGGGAGAAGAAAUAUUUUGUGCUAUACUUUUAUAAACUCGGCUACAAAAUAUAUACAGAUAUAAACUGUUUAAAAUGCGCU